CUGAAGUUUAAAUGAAGUCCGGACUUUUAUUCUCCUGUUUGCACCUGUGAGCGGCUCCUACCUGAGCAGGAAUCAUGAGAACUUUGCUUUUUGUCACCUUGUGUUUCUCCACCUGUCCGCUCAUGGUUGACGGUCGACAUCCAACCUGUAACUUCCUGUUGGAGGUGGAGAGAGACCAGGCGGAGUGUCUGCAGAGGCUGCGGGAGGAAGAAGCUGCCGGCAGCCAUAAAGAGUCAGGAUGCAAAGGAGCGUGGGACAACAUUGCAUGCUGGGAGCGAACUGAGAUCGGAGAGACCUUCACCAUCCCCUGUCCUCGCGUCCUCAAGACUGUAUUCGGCAGAAACGGUAACAUUAGCAGGAACUGCACGUCGGCGGGAUGGUCGGAUGUCUUCCCGAACAUCUCCAGCGUGUGUGGGUCGGACACCAGCCAGGACAAGCUGCUCUUCUACGUGGUUGUGCAGACGCUGUACACCCUGGGUCACAGUCUGUCUUUGAUCGCCCUCACCACCGGGAGCGCCGUCCUCUGUCUGUUCCGGAAGCUCCACUGCACCAGGAACUACAUCCACCUCAACCUCUUCUUCUCCUUCAUCCUGAGAGCCGUGGCCGUGUUGGUGAAAGACGACAUCCUCUUCAACCGAACCUCGCAGUGCUCCAGCCAGCCGUCACUGGUGGGAUGUAAAGCCAGCCUGGUGUUCUUCCAGUACUUCAUCAUGGCCAACUUCUUCUGGCUGCUGGUGGAGGGUCUGUACCUCCACACGCUGCUCGUCGUCAUCUUCUCCGAGAACAGACACUUUAUCGUCUACAUGUUCAUCGGCUGGGGAAUCCCCACGGUGUUCGUCUUUGCGUGGGUGAUGACGAGGAUUCAUCUGGAGGACACGGGAUGCUGGGAGAGAAAUGACAACCCCAUACCCAACUGGGUGAUCAACGGCCCAAUCGGAUUCUCCAUCAUGGUUAACUUUAUCCUGUUCAUCAGCAUUAUUCGGAUCUUGGUUCAGAAGCUGAGGUGUCCUGACGUGGGCGGCAACGACCAAUCACAAUACAGGCGGUUGGCCAAAUCCACUCUCCUGCUGAUCCCUCUGUUCGGGAUCCACUACGUGCUCUUCGUCUCUCUCAGUGAAUCCAUCGCAGAGGGUUAUAAAAUAUUCUUCGACCUGGCUCUCGGGUCCUUUCAGGGUCUGGUGGUGGCCAUUCUGUACUGUUUCCUGAACAGUGAGGUUCAGGGUGAGCUAAAGAGAAAGUGGCGAAGUAUGUGUCUGAACUGCCGUCUGAGCAGAGAUCACUUCAACAGCACCUUCGCCUCCAGGAACGGUUCAGAGCACAUGGUUCAGUCUCACCGCAACUCCCGAACCCAGUCCAUCCUGCAGUCAGAGACCACAGUGCUGUGAGGACCUGAAGGGUCCUUUAAAAAUACUAAACUCAAACACAGUGUCCAGGUUGACCUGGGUCGAAUAGUUUUAAUUGAUUUUAAAGCAAAGUUGAAUUGAAGUACCACAUGGGUGGGACCUGCACAUUGUUUCAUCGCGGAUUUUGGGCUUUACAAAUCUCUGCGAGCCUUCAAAAAGUACCUUAAGUGCACCUAAAGCAGUUCUGAUGCUAUGAGGGUAUGCUUGUGUUUGCUGCCAAGAAAGAACCAUUUCUACUCAGUGUUUUUAUGUUGCGUUAUCUGUGGGAGCCAAGUAGGAACGGGGUCUUGAAGCCAAACGUUGCAACAUCCGCAAACUCACGUUUAGUCCGAUAGGAAAUGUACCUGAUUUGCCUUGUGUAUGUUCUAGACAUCAGUUAAAUAUUUAUAAAGAAAUAUAUGUAAGAUAAUCAGAGCCAAUCUUCUCUUGUUAGCAGAACCGUAGACGUUAGAUUGAGGAAUCGAGUUGCAACCGCGAUGCUGCCAUAAUAUUGUGACACUGUGUGGUGUAAGUGAAAUCUUGAAAUACUGUUUUGGUCGUAAAGCGUAAAUGACCUGGAAUUCAUACUUUCUGUAUUAGCCUUCAGUUUCCGUAAAGUUUGAGCCACACACCUAUGACGGCUGUUAACCCAACGACGGUAUUAGUCUUUUCAAAAAUACCCUACAACACCCUCUACUGGUCAUAGUCGUGACUAUUAUUCGUCAGGAGCAAAGGAGGAAAUAGUUUGACGUUGUUUACACCAAAACCUUGGGACAAAAACACGAGAGACCGCUGUCAAAUCAAAUGUAUUUAUACAGCCCAAUAUCACAACUCCCUGAAAGAAACCCCACAAUUAACCUCAGGGAGAGACUGAAGACGAUCCCUCUCUCAGGACGGACAGAC
Molecule: messenger RNA, 2285 nt
Organism: Cottoperca gobio
Lineage: Eukaryota; Metazoa; Chordata; Actinopteri; Perciformes; Bovichtidae
Gene: vipr2
Product: vasoactive intestinal peptide receptor 2
Exons: 13
Coding region: 75-1385 (436 amino acids)
Biological process (GO): cell surface receptor signaling pathway; adenylate cyclase-modulating G protein-coupled receptor signaling pathway
Cellular component (GO): plasma membrane
Molecular function (GO): vasoactive intestinal polypeptide receptor activity; G protein-coupled peptide receptor activity; peptide hormone binding
Source: RefSeq, a predicted model, not a curated record